AUGACAGACGAGUCAAGACGCCUUUCGGUCUUUAAAGAGAAGCGAGGACCGGGAGCCCACCGUCCUUCGUCAGCUGCAAGGAUGGGCAGGCGAUUCUGUCGAGUGCGAAGAAAAGGGAAAGCAACUGCACAGGCCGCUGUCGAAAAGAGAACAAAAGGACGGAACCCACGCCGCUGCUCUCUGAUGUUUUUUUCUGGAUCUUCUCCGUCACAUGCACAUUUUUUCGGGCAUCGUCGAGCUUCGUCGUCAUCUUUCUUCGGACUCUCAUCGUCUCCUCCGUUGUCGGAUUCACGGCCUACCCUUGGGUUCUACUCCUUCACUUUCUCUGCGGAUACAUCUUCUUUCCUUGAGCUUACUCCAUCAUCGGCUCCCUCCUCGUCUUCUUCAGUGCCUUCUUUUCCUGCAUCUACCUCUGCACUUCCUUCUCGCGCUUCUUCCCUUCCGUCAUCCUCUAAUUCCUCGCUCACCUCUCGAUGGUCGCGUUCGUCUUCUCCUUCUUCAUUUCCCUCUUCUCUUUCGCCUGCUAGUUCUCCUUGUUGUGUGUACCCUACUUCCGCUCCGUCUUCGAGUUCAUAUGCUGCUUCAUCGUCUGCGUUUCCUCCGUCUGCUUCGUUGUCCCCUCUGCCCCUGUUGGAGAGCCCUGUCUCGUCUCCGGCUUCUGUCCCUCUCUCAUCCUCUUGUUCUCCUUCCUGUACCAGGUCUUCUGCGCCUGGAUGUUCAGGGCAAAUCGCGGUUUCACCCGUAGAUCCGCCAUCCCUGUUUCUACCGCGUUUUUCUUCACAUGGUACUCCAAAUAAUUGCGGACGACCUUCCCGCUGGAAGGUAUGUCUCCAUUUCGUCUCGUUCCUCUUCAGUCUCCUCUCUGUAUUUCUUGUCGCCUCCCUUGUUCACCCGUCUGCUGCAGCCCCUGGGGUGUAUGUACACCCAGGGGCCGGCGCGGUUUGGAGGGCGGCGUCUGCUGGACUCCCCAGGUCUUUGUGCGAGUCACCUUAUCUCCGUCAGAGUCGGCGAAUUCUCGGCGAAAGAAGCCGACGAGCCGCGUUGGCUGUUGCCUGCCUUUCGGGUCCAUCAGGCGACGCUUCUCUCCCUUCAUUUUCAACAUUUCUUCUCUCGCCUGGGUCGGCGUUUUCUCCUUCGGCCAAGACACGUUCCUCGCUCGAUACGGAUCUGAGUUCGGCCGCAUGCGCCCCAUCUGCGAAAAAACAUGACUCACUCGCAGUUUUCUGUUCCCUUUCCUGUCUUCAAUCCUUCUCGCCUGAACUGUGUCCGUCACCCGCAGCUGCAUGCAGACAACUUUCUUUCUCCUCUCUCAGUUUCCUCCCCUCCCCAUCUAAAGCAGUGCAUACAGCCCUCGGCGCCGGCGCCUCCACUCGGUCAUGUGCCGGGGUGUAUGUACACCGCAGGGUGUCGGUGGCUGACGGGGGCAUGCGCGGAGCGUGGCGGAGGCGGGAGGAAGGCUGUGGAGGCGAGGCUCGGCUCGACGAACAUCGGGGGAAUUUCUGGAGACAGGCAUCAGCCCUCAAGCUGUCAAGUGUACAUACAGCACAGGCAAUAAUGCGCUCUGGAUCCCCUUUCUCGUCUCGUUCUUCCGUGCAAUCCGCGUCGUCCUCCUUUCACUUGUCGUCGGACUGUGCUUCGCCGGUGUCGACUUCAUCGCUCCUGUCAAGUUUCAGUGAAGAAGGCGAAAGAGGUGAAAACGCGACAAGCCCCCACUGCGCGAUGCCUGCAGCCGUGAGCGCCGAGAGCCUCCAAGUGUUUUCCGCACUGUUCCGACCUCGGGGACGCAAGGCCGAGGAGAGCGGGCAGUCGCAAACGACGGUCGAAAAACGUUCUCUACAGCCACGAUCCCCGUCUCCGUCUGCGGCUUCCUCUCCUUCUUCACCUUCUCCCUCUGCUUCGGUGUCGCACUCGAGCGACCCGUUUUUUGUGGAGCCUUUCUCGGCGGCUUCUGGCGAGUCCCCUGAAGAGUAUUUGCUGCGAGGGCGUCUGGCGCAGCCGCCGCCGCUGCUGGACGACGCCGGCGCAUUGCUUCCACGGAACGCCAGUACGCCGUUUCCGACUCUGAGUCCUUUCCGAGUGAGCGCGGAGGCGCGAGGCCGUCUGCAGCCACAGGUCGUCGACUCGUUGACUCCUUGGAAGCGGAUCGUCGCUGACAAGUUCGUACGCACAGCGACUGACACGUUCAUCCCGAAACACCGGAACUUCUCUGCACACAAGAUAGGCCAAGCCGCUGCCGUCCAGAGCGCAUCAGCUGCUGCCGACCUCCCUCUCGUUCGCGACGCCGUCGAGCGCGCUGUGUGGGCCGCUGAAAAAAGACAAGAGAAGCUGAUGCGGCAACGCGCAGCAGAAGCCGCCGGGGAGGGAGAGAACGCCUCGACGGAAGACGCGGCAGCGAGGGAAGAGGAGAUGAGGAGACGCGUGUGGCGCGAGACAGAGAGACACAUGAAGAGUCUUUUGGGGGGAGGAACGCAGGUCGACGUCGACGACGACUUCCAUUUCAAUGACUCCUGGCUUGCAGAAGGUUACGAGGAUAUCAGCGCCGAGCCGCGAUUCGUCCCCCCGGACUGGACAGACGUUCCGCGACCUUGCAAGAACUCGACUGCGAUCACUACGCUGACGGCGUCGCAUUUGACGAAGCCGGUCAUCGACACGGCCGAUCCUCGCCAGCGAAACAGGCUGAGGAUCCAGUAUUUCUCUCCCAAGGAGAAGAAGCGACAGGCGUUCUGGCAGUCGCUCCUGACUGUCGGUCGAGAGAGCGCACACUCCCGUCUCUCCGCCGCUCACGCGUGGCUCAGCGAGCGCCAUGAACAGCAACAGGAAGAGGCUUACAAGAACCGACGACAAAUCGGCGAGCUUAUGAUUCUGAGGGAGAGGCGGCGACGAGAAAAACAAAGAGAACUCGAACAAGCUGGAGGCAGAUACAGGCCGCCGCAGCCGCCGCCGUACCCACUGCCGCUCCACUACCUCUACGUCAACCAUCGACUGUACAAUGCGUUUAAGCUGAUGAAUGUGAUCGGUUGGGAGGCGUGUCUCGACUUGCCUACUCCGCAUGCACGUCUCGAAGCUUUUCGUCACGAGCACAACCUUCGGUCCUUCUACCUCUUGCCUGUCGACGACCGCGUGAGUCUCACGGCCGGCAUUGAAAGGAGAGAGGCGCCGGGCAAGAAACCGAAAGCUGCGCAAGUCAGCAACGCGCGCAAACGCCCUGACGCGAACCAAUCGUCCUCACAUCAUUACAGUGUCGUCUUCUCCGUACCCGACUCAACGUCGGCUCCUUCGCCACUACAUUCUUCCUCGUCUUCUUCUCCCUCCUCCGCGUCUUCUUCGCUGGUCGUGCCUCUGCGCUUGGGCGACUUCUUCCUUCCGAACAUGGACGCGGUGUUGGUCUUGCGGGACGGCGUGAUCGAUCCGCAGCUGAGUCGAAACUUGGAGAAAUUCGGAGGCGUGGAGGGAGGCGAAGAAGAAGUCGAGGGAGCCGGCCUGCUGGAGAGAGGCAUGCGCGCGACUUUUCACGGAGACGAGGAGAGCACGACACAACGAGGAGAAAGAAACGAAGGCGAGAGAAGAGAAGCUAACGAGUCAACGAACGACGAAGGAACGAACAAGGACGGAGCCGGGCAAACUGGUGGAGGCACCGGGGGGGGCUGCUGUGGGGGGUCAGGGCAGAAGCCGGGUGGACGUACACCCGGGGAAGGGGGAGAGGAGGAAGAGCCUUGUGCUUCUCAUGGGACACAAAGCACCCAACACCACGGCGCUGGGAAUGCAUCUGAAGAUGACGCAGAAGGCGAAGAAGAAGAAGCCUACGUUGGAAGUUUUCUGAACAUUCGCCAUCCCGGGGUGCGGAGUGCAGUCGCCCAAGAACUGCAGUUCGUUCCUGAAUAUUCAAACUACUGGAGAACAAAUACUCAGCCUUUCCAUAGGGGACAGAUUGGAAAAACAAGUCGGAAGUACGACAGCGACUUUGCGAUUUACGACUACCGGAAGCUGGACUUUGGGAUGGCGAAGUUUUCCGCGCUGAAUCUGGCGAGCAUGCAAGACGCUGCAUGCAUCGUGGUGGGCGACGACCCGCGGUACGACGAAAAAACGCAGGAAAAAGUGAAUGAGGAGAAACGCGCUCGAGGCAUGGCGAUGGUCGACGCACUUGUGGCAGGCGCAGACAAGGGGAGGCGGAACGUCGACGAAAAGCGAGGAGAACGUGGAAACGACGUCGACUCCGGAGCGACAGCGACGAGCGCGAAGAACCGUCUCUGGGAAGAGGGUGCCGGGUCGACGGACAGGCGGACAGCCGAGGGAGCUGUCACACAGCGCCAGGAGGUCGACCGCGAGCGAGGCCGCGAGGAAGUGGACCAAAUGGCGAAAACGGAGCAGAUGGAGACGCCAAGGAGUGCAGCCUCACCGGGGUGUGCGGAGGCGUCUGCAGCGACUGGCGAGAAGACGGGAAUGAAAGAAAAGAUGACACUUGAGUCACUCAUUGACGCCAUUGAAGAAAGUCAAGACUCUCGAGGACCUGAAAAAGGGAUCGGAGUCGAAGCGGAUCGACAGAGGAGGAAAGAAAUGAAAUUCCAAGUUCUACACCUCCUCACUUCUGAUCUUGUCGACCUUCUUCCCUACCUUCCUCCGUAUAACCAUUCACUUCCGUUUUCCUCUCCUCCGCCUUCUCUUUCUUCUCCACCUGCGCAUCCGCUGGUGAAUCCGCGGCUCGUUGUGCAUGUGGGAAGGGGGGUGAACUGCACGCUUCACCAAACCUUUCUUUCACUCUCUGAUCUCUUGCCCGAGAAUGACCAACAGAGACUCGCCGAGGCAGGCGCGCGCCAGGAGAUGGCCCGACCGGCUUAUAUGCGGGGCCGCGGCAGAGGUGGAUUCGUCAACUCAAACACACGCAUCGUCUUGGAGUCCGACGCAGAGCUCCACCACGUCUACGACCAGGAACAGGCGAUCGACUCCUGGCACAUGGAAAACCUCAGCGUCCAGAUGGGCAAGAACAGCACCUACGUUCUCCGACAAGUCGACCUCGGUGCACAAGCCGGACGCUUCAAUCUCCAGAUUGAAGGCGCCGAGUCCAGCAGACACACCUCACUGGGGCUAGCCGUGUUGAAUGGACACCAAGAACAUGGGAAGUACGAAAUGUUUCAUCACCUAAAACCUCGUGGCGAAACGACGCAAAUCAUGAAGUCCUUGGUCGGUGGGAAGGCGCGGGCAGUGUGGCGGGGGCGAAUUCGCAUUGAACGCGACGGCAUUGGAACCGCGGCAGAGUCUCUGAAUCGCGUUGUUCUUCUCGACGAAGGCUCUCGUUGCGUCGCCAUCCCAACUCUGGAAAUCAUUCCUGACGACGUGGUAAAAGCCAAUCAUGGAGCAAUGAUCCGAGAUCUCGACAUCGAGCCUCUCUUCUUCCUCAUGUCGAGAGGAAUGGAUGAACUCGAGGCCCGAAAAAUGCUAAUGAAGGCGUAUGCGGAUGAUGUGAUUUCGCCGAUUGGCGACGAAAAUCUCCGCGAGCGCGUUUUCAAAAAAAUCUUCUCCAUGGCACCGAAAAAGAAGAAAAAACUGAAACGUCACCAUAUGUUCAAGGGUGGCGAGCAUGCAUAGCCGUGAUGUUCACUUCGGGCAGUGCAUGCGCAUGCGCAUGCAAGUCUAGAGGGUGUAGAGUCAUCCGAAAAGGGGCAUUAGUCUAUGUUGAAAAACUUCCCUUUGAAGAGAGGAAACUUGGUCGUGUGGCUGGUUUUUCGCGAACAACGUGUCAGAUCUACGUGGCUUAAGCUCUUGCCUUUCCACUGGAUCUGCAUGCGUGAAACUCACCUCUAGAAUUUUGGCUUGCGCAACAGUGCAUGCAUCCGGAUGCAUGCUUAUGUAGGAAGAGACUGCUUCUUCACCUACGAUAACUCGGUGGUUCAAUCGCCCUCAGGCUCCUCACCGCAGGUCGCUGCAUGCAACUAAACAUAUACGCGCGUGUAUGUGUGCAAAUGCAUGCAAACAAGCAUAUAUGUCUAAUUACAUAUAUGAUGUAUACAUACAUAUGCAUGCGUAUGUAUGUA
Toxoplasma gondii ME49 is the source of this 6029-nucleotide messenger RNA. RefSeq names its product sufB/sufD domain-containing protein. The record is from RefSeq and is a predicted model, not a curated record. Lineage: Eukaryota; Apicomplexa; Conoidasida; Eucoccidiorida; Sarcocystidae. Bases 1 to 5583 code for a protein of 1860 amino acids. Gene Ontology annotation, biological process: iron-sulfur cluster assembly. The transcript has 10 exons.